UACCCAUAAUCCUCCCGGCUCACCCUCCGCCGUGACGUCACCAUCUGUCUGAACAAACCGACGCCGAAUCAGAGAAAAGGGAGCGCCGGUGAACGGGAGGACAUGGCUGUAAAUGUAUACUCCACCUCAGUGACCAGCGACAACCUGAGUCGCCAUGAUAUGCUGGCAUGGAUCAACGAGUCUUUACAGAUGAACCUCACUAAAAUUGAGCUCUUAUGUUCAGGUGCAGCCUACUGCCAAUUCAUGGACAUGCUCUUCCCAGGCUGUGUGCCUUUGAAGAAAGUAAAAUUUUCAGCCAAGUUAGAGCAUGAAUACAUCCACAACUUUAAGUUAUUGCAAGCUGGCUUCAAGAGAAUGGGCGUUGACAAAAUCAUCCCUGUCGACAAGUUGAUAAAAGGCAAGUUCCAGGACAACUUUGAGUUUGUUCAGUGGUUCAAGAAGUUUUUUGAUGCAAACUACGAUGGAAAAGAGUAUGACCCAGUGGAGGCACGGCAGGGCCAGGACACCAUGGCUGUCCCCAAUCCCCCCAUGCCUGUCCUCAACAAGCCCAAGAAGAUCAUCAACACAGAGAAUGUCUCCUCUCCUGAAAAUAUAACAAAGCCAGCUGCUGUAAUUGCACCACAGAGAACAGCUGUUGCUAAAGUAACACCGAAGGUGGCACCCGGCUCUGCAAGGAGGCCAGGUGCCAGUGGAGAUGAUGAGAGGGCUGAGCUUAUUCAGGAGGUUAAUAUGCUGAAGUCCACAAUCCAGGACAUGGAGAAGGAGCGAGACUUCUACUUUGGCAAGCUAAGGAACAUUGAGUUGAUCUGUCAAGAGAAGGAAGGUGAAGGAGACCCCACUUUACAGAGGAUUGUGGAUAUACUUUAUGCCACAGAUCGACAAAAUGGGUGUGCAGUAGGGAUGGGUUUUGCAUGGAAUUUGUGCAGCUCUCUAGUCCAUGUACAUAAGUUUGCUGAAUUGUUGGAGGGCUUUGUCAUACCCGAUGCGGAAUCAGAGGACCAGGAGGAGUUUUAAUGCCCCAAUCCUCAGUCGUCUCCUUCCUCAUCACUCCCUCUACACAUUCACUUCCUCACGCUCUGAAACGCCUCCCAGAUCAUGUUAUGCAUUUGGACUCCGAAAGAAACCUGUAUGUGGGGGGGGAACCCUUACUGCAUACAGAGCAGUGUAAAAGUAAAGUUUGAAGAAGCACCUCUGGCGAACCUUUCAGCCUCUGAGAUGAGCAAGAUCGCUGCCGAGUCGACUCGGCUCGGCUUAGAAGAGAGCGAGAGCUUUUCACCUCUUAGAUUCAGCAUUGUGCUAAAUGUUCUCUUCUGUUGUUCCUGCAACUUCAGAGGAACCUGCAGAUUUAUCGGUCAAGUUACAUGUUGACUUGUUUUUGACACUGUUUGUUUUUUGUCGUUUGCCACUGUUGGAACGGAGGGGUUUCUCCUCUCUUCCUGCAUAAGAAAUGUGGCAUGUGCUUCACACUAAUGCUAUGCUCGAGUUUUGCCCAUUUAAUAUUUUUAUAGUUACAAAAUCUUUAGUUUGAUCUGAUUCUGCAAACAUCAAUGUCCUUUAAACCAAUUCUGCAAAAUAAGCAUCACCCAUAAUCCCCUCCUCUCCUCUGCUCCUCUGCUUUUUUUUUAUACCUUAGUAAUCAUUUUAAUGAAAGGCUAAGUAGCAGUCACCUUUACCCCAACUUUCAACCUGUGACUGUGCCUUACAGACUGAGUGGAAGGAGGUCAUUUAUCCUUGUCUGUCUGUCUGUCUGUCUGUCUGUCUCAUGGAUGUAGAAAACCUUGCUUGUGGUCCAGUAAGUCAGUUGUGCAGUAAAAAAAAAAAGUCAGUUAAUUCAUUCAACUAUAUAAUGUUUCAGACCUGCCACAAAUUGCAGUGAUUGUAAUAAAUAAUGAGUCUUGACUUUUCUGACCGGUCUUAUGGACAGUCUCUUGGGAUGUUGCUGAUGCUGAAGAAUUAAACGCACAGCUGCAGAAGCAUCCUCAAAGAAAUGACCCUUUUUAUUAAGCUUUUUUUAAAAAUCCUUUUAUAAAGAAAAAAACGACCAUGAUACAUUGCCCACUGUGGUGGUGGUGGUGAAUUCUGAAGGCCAAAAUAUAAUUAGUCAGGAGAAAAACUGCCAGUUUCUGCACUUUCAGUGCAAAGAUUGAUGUCUUCAUUUUUUACUGCCUUAUAUUUAAUGCAUCUUUUUCUCUUCCUUUUUUUUUUUUUUUUUUGUUUAUUUUAAUAAACCCUUUCAUAACUAUUCAUUUUCUUCUUUGAUAGAAACUAUUUUUGUUCUGCGUUGUGUUGGAUAAAUUCAAAUAAAAGAUGUUUUGAAACUUU
Astyanax mexicanus (Mexican tetra) is the source of this 2322-nucleotide messenger RNA. RefSeq names its product microtubule-associated protein, RP/EB family, member 1b (gene mapre1b). NCBI's taxonomy places the organism in Eukaryota, Metazoa, Chordata, Actinopteri, Characiformes, Acestrorhamphidae. The transcript is spliced from 9 exons. Gene Ontology annotation, biological process: spindle assembly; protein localization to microtubule plus-end; regulation of microtubule polymerization or depolymerization. Gene Ontology annotation, molecular function: microtubule plus-end binding. The record is from RefSeq and is a predicted model, not a curated record. Gene Ontology annotation, cellular component: spindle midzone; microtubule plus-end; microtubule organizing center. Bases 103 to 1014 code for a protein of 303 amino acids.